This is a messenger RNA of Drosophila biarmipes, 1484 nucleotides long. Its product is annotated as tRNA (adenine(37)-N6)-methyltransferase. The transcript has 3 exons. NCBI's taxonomy places the organism in Eukaryota, Metazoa, Arthropoda, Insecta, Diptera, Drosophilidae. Bases 88 to 1329 code for a protein of 413 amino acids. The record is from RefSeq and is a predicted model, not a curated record.
CUUCGAGGUAAAUAUUUAUCAAUAACAUCGGAGUACGCUGCGUUUGCAAAUUGAUUGGGAGCCAAGUGCGGAUCGCCGGCAGCGAAAAUGCACGAGGACGAUCUAAAGAGUCAGUUGACCAUUGCGCGGAACGAGAUCAACAAUCUCAGGCAGCAAGUGCGGAACUUGCAGCAUGUGCAGCGCAAGGACAUCGAGACGAUAACCCGCCUGCUGCAGGACUUCCGCUGCGAGGGCUGUGCGAGCAACAACAAGAGCACCAACGCCAAGGACAAGGUCGCCGGGGAGAAGCAGGAGCAGCAGCAGGCGCAGGAGCAGCAGCAGGCGCAGGAGCAGCAGCCGGGACAAGGUCAGAGCAAUCAUACCAAUGGAGGAAAGGACAACGCCCACUUUCGGCCCAUCGGGGUGAUACGGACGGCUUUCCCGGAGAAGCGAGCCGUACCCCGGCAAUCGGUUGUGGGUAGUCGCCUGCGCGGUCUCAUCCAGUUGAACGAUGGCGUCUUCACCAAUCCGGAGCACUCGCUGGAGGGACUGGGCGACUUCUCGCAUCUGUGGCUCAUCUAUCAUUUCCACCGCAACAAUGCCCAUCCCAAGGCCAAGGUGGCGCCUCCCCGUCUAGGUGGCGAGCGGGUUGGUGUCUUCUCCACACGGUCGCCCCAUCGGCCCUGCCCCAUUGGUCUCUCAUUGGUGGAAAUAGAGAAGAUCGAGAACGCCACCAUCAGCUUCUUUGGCACGGACAUGGUGGACGGAACUCCGGUGCUGGACAUAAAGCCCUACAUUCCAUACUAUGAUGCGCCGUCUUUGAGCGUGGACUCAGGUACGUUGGGCGACGACAGACCGGAAAGCCAGCUAAAGUUCUUGCCCCGGACAGGACGCACCUCUGCCGGAACGCAUGAGAACAGCCUGGACUUCUACGACUCUCGACAGGAGCCCGACGGAGAGGAGUCUGACCUAGAGCUGUACGGAGCAGCUGGUUACACUGGCAACGCGGGCAUGGGUGCGGAUGUCAUGCCGCCGCCACCGAGCGCCGUGCGAGUGCCCAACUGGGUGGUGGCCAGCAAUCGGCUAAGUGUCAAUUUUAACGAACAUGCCGAGGCCCAGCUCAAGGAGCUGCAGGUGGAGAAGCAGUGCAUCGUGGACAUUUUGGAGGCGGAUCCGCGCUCCGUUUACUUGCGCACAAAAUACGGCUCGCAAAUAUUCACCUUCCAGCUGCGGGAGGUCACGGUGACGUGCAAAUUCGAUGACAAGGCCGCCACGGUGACGGUGGUUCAGGUCCGGCGUAAUGAGAACGUGCAGGUGACCGCCUUGGACGGUGAUCUGCGCAGCGCCUAACUUACGGAUUAUUGCAAUUGAUAUUUGUUAAUUCACGACUUUUGUUUAGCUUAAGUAUUUCGUGUUGAGGAGCUUUAACCUUUGGCGUUUCAAUUUUGCUCUAGGAUACAGGACAUUCUGAAAAAUAUAUAUGAGGCUUGUUUCCCACGCAAAAA